GAUAUUGAGCCAAUGUUUCUCUCUGUCGCUGCUCUGGCUUGCUUUUAUAACUUACACUGUUACUAGUUUUAUUCCUUUUUGUCAUGUAACUCCACACACGGGUUUUACUGGCACAGAUGAGUCAGCGAGACACAUUUAACAACCAGGGUUCAAACGAGAGCAAAGUGACACUUCCAAGUGCAGCUUUAGCUGGUUAGCUUUGAGAGUGAUUUCAGAUGGACGGCGCUGAACCAAACGGCCUUCCUCACUGCAGGCGUCAUUAUCUUGCCUUGGAUGAAGCUCAGCUGGAUGUUCUGGGCCACAAGGUACAAAAGACUUCCCCUUCAUUUUUGGAAAGGGUGAAGGCACAGUGUUGGUGUUCUGGUUCCCGGGUGAGGAGCCUGUCGUUGGGCUUUUUUCCUGUCCUGUCAUGGCUGCCUCACUACUCCAUCAGAGAAAACGCUGUUGGAGAUCUGGUAUCUGGCAUCAGUGUGGGGAUCAUGCAGCUGCCGCAGGGAAUGGCGAACGCCAUGUUGGUGGGAGUCCCUCCAGUGAUCGGGCUCUACACUUCCUUCUAUCCUCUGAUCAUCUACUUCAUCUUCGGCACUUCCAGACACCUCUCCAUUGGUACGUUCGCCGUUCUGGCCAUUAUGAUUGGCUCUGAGACAGCUAACGUGGAGUUGCCUAGCAACGGAGAUGAAGAAAAUCAGUUGGCUGUGGAAGCGGCCAAAGUGAACAUAGCUACACAACUCACCUUCCUCUGUGGCCUCAUACAGCUCCUGCUGUACCUGCUGCAUGGCGGCGGUGUGUGUCGCUGGUUGUCUGACCCCGUCAUCAGAGGCUACACCACAGCAGCAGGUCUGCAUGUGAUCAUCCUGCAGCUGCCACUGAUGACGGGAAUACCCGCGCAGAGACACACCGGGCUGCUGCCUUCGGCACGGACUUUAAAGGAUGUUCUGGUUGGAGUCAGCAGUGUCGUACCAGCAACUCUGAUAGUCUCCCUGGUGUCAAUGGGGAUGUUGAUCGGAGGCAAGAUGCUGAACGAGCGUUUUAAGGAGAAGCUGCCUGUCGCCAUUCCCUGGGAACUUCUACUGAUCAUCCUGGGCACCAUCCUGUCCGUGCAGAUGGAUCUGGCUGGACAGCACAGAGUCCAGGUGGUAGGACACAUCCCAAGUGGCCUGUCUCCUCCAGUCCUUCCCUCGCUGUCUCAGUUCAGAGAGUUGUUUAUUCCUGCCCUGGCUGUUGCCCUGGUCGGCUUCAGCUUCCUCUCAGCCAUGGGCUCAGUGUUCGCCCUCAAACACGACUACCAGGUGGACCCCAGUCAGGACCUGCUGGCUCUGGCGCUCUGCAACGUCAUCGGAGGAAUGUUUCAGUGUUUCGCCGUCAGCUGCUCCUUUUCUCGCAGCAUGGUCCAGGAAAGCAUCGGCGUGAAAACGCAGAUGGCAGGUCUGAUAUCAGCGCUGAUGAUUCUGACCAUCUUGCUGAAGAUUGGUCCUCUCUUUGAGCAGCUGCCAAAGGCGGUGCUGGCUGUUAUCAUCGUGGUGAACCUGCAGGGCCUACUGGCUCAGUUCAGAGAUGUGUGUCUGCUCUGGAAGGCUGACAGAUUGGACCUGCUGGUGUGGGUAGCAUCGCUGAUUUCCACCCUCAUCUUCAACCUGGACCUGGGUCUGGCCGUGGCUGUCGUCUUCUCUCUGCUCACUCUCGUGUACAGGACGCAACACUCCUCCACGGUUGUUCUGGGUCACAUUGCUGGAACAGACUGUUACAGAGAUGUGGGGCGUUAUCUGGAGGCCAAGCCAGUUCCUGGAGUAACUGUACUCUCGUGUUCCAGUCCACUUUACUUUGCCAACUCAAAACUGGUCUUCACUGAGAUGAGACAGACAGUAAGUCGUGCCCAGAGGGAGAACCAGGCUGACAGCCACACCUCUGCUCCCUGCUCAUCCCAGACAUACACGCAUUUCUUGGUUUUGGACCUCAGCUCAGUCACAUUUGUGGACUCUACAGCCAUGACGGCACUUCGCAAGGUUGUAGAAGACUUGGACCUGCAGGGCGUCGGUGUGUUUCUGGCAGCGUGCACAGAAAGAGUUUUAUCACGGCUCCAAACUCAGGGUUGGAAACAAAACAGCCUGCCCAGCUUCGGUGUCUUCCCAUCGGUCCAUCAUGCUGUCCAACACUGUCUGUCCACCAUGUCCACAUCAGUGGAGGAAAUCAGCUUGGAUGCAAGUGAGAUAUCUGAAUCGACAGUACAAGCGUGACACAUUAUAUCUUUUAUCUAAAACCUUUUUCUCAUAUCUUUUUAUUAUCUUAUCUCUUAUUUUAUCAUAUCUUUGUCCACGUCUCCCACAUUUCCAGACAAUAAAUGUGACAGUUCUUCAGUUUGCACCAAUACUGACUGAGAGUCGUGCCUUGCAGAUUUAAUUUAAGAGGUUUCAUAAAAAUAUAUAAUAUAACAAAUAAUUCAUCUGGCUACUUCUGUCAGCAACCAGAUCGUCAAUGAACACCGGCGAGGGCCUUGCACUGGCAGCCAAACAUGCCCAUACCACGACACUGCCUCCACCAUGCUUGUUACUUCAUAAGUUGAAAAGCAUAUGAUGUUUGAGGGGGAUUUUAGGUUUCCCAGAAAACCCUUCGAUUCUUCUAAAACUUCUGGGAAAUAAAAAAACAAACAAGACAUUACAUUACAAACCAUACAGGCAGUAUUGGCAAAUAUAAAGUACCUUCAUGAAUUCAUAGCAUGUUUAUUCCUUGACUUGUGUUGAUGAUGACACAAGUAACAUUUUCAACAUUACUUGACUUUAUUGUUUUUUUUUGGAUAUUCAUUAAUGCGAACUCUUAAAGCAGCACAAAGGAACUUUUUUUAGCUCAGUGUAGGCCACCUACAGAUACUUGCAGAAGGUUAAACUGCUUUUACAACGCUGUCCUGUCUCUGAUUAUUUUUUUUUCUAUCAUUAUAAUAUUGAAUCUUGAAUCUCCUAAAUGCCUCUGGCUGAGCCACAAUGGACUAAAUUCAUUGUUGUUGUUGAUUAACGUAGCGGUGUAAAUGAUAAACUGUUAUCAAAGAGACAUCUGGGAUGUACUUUGUCUGGUUCUUUGCCAAUAGGAGGGACAGAUAACCACAGCACUAUAGAAAUAAAUAUGCCUUCAAAUGACAUUGAAAAUUAUAUUUUAACAUAAAAGGAUAGCCAUUUGUCCUGCUUUAAGGUUUGGCCACAACAUUUCAAUUGGAUUGAGCUCUGAACUUUGACUAGGCUAUUCCAAAACAUUGAAUCUGUCCUUUUUCGGCCAUUGUGAUAUAGAUUUUCUGGUGUGAUUCAGGUCAUCGCCCUUUUGCAUGACUUAAUUUUCAACCAAGCUCUAGUUGUCAGACGGCUUCACAUUUGCCUCUAAAAUAAUCCAGAGUCUGUUAGAUCUUCAUGAACAUCUUUUGCAGUCAAACAAGGGCUUUCAUUAGCAAUUUUCUCUGAAAGUUUUUCAAAGCUAAACUUUAUGUGCAUGUUUCCAAAUGAUAGAUGUCUACAGGCCUAAGCCAUAUCAAAAUUAUUAGUUGCUAGUAAAAUGUAUUAGACCUCUGAUAUGUCAGUGUGGACCAUUUUUCUCUUUUCCACUUUAAACUUGAAUAAAAAAAGUAAAACAAGACAAAUCUAAGUUAGAAUUAUUUUAAAGGACUUUACAUUUCAUGCUUUUUGAGGAUCAGUAUACUGACUAAAGCAUUUGCAGAAACAGAAUGUUUGACUGGGAUUGCUCUAGCAGUUUAAAAUGUUUGUAUAAAAAAGAUGUUAUAACAUCAAUACUUUAUAUUUCAUAGCCAAUGACUCUGCGGACACAGAUUUUUACUCAGGGUAUCGAAAAAGCUGUGUCUUCGGGCGGCUCGGUGGCGCAGUGGGUUAAGCAGUGGCUCAUAUACUGAGGCUACAGUCCUCCUCCAGGAGCGGUCGCAGGUUCGAAUCCCGGCCUGCGCACCUUUGCUGCGUGUCUUUCCCGUUCUCUCUCUCUACCCCUUUCCAGUCUGCAUCUUCAAUAAAGGGCCACUAGAGCCCAAAAAAAUCUUAAAUUUAAACUAUGUUAAUUUCAGUACUAUUAUGUAACUAUAGUUUUCUCUCUUUAUUUUUCACGUUUUCAUCAUUUAAAGCUCCUCAAAUUGCCUAGUUGCUGAAAUGUGCUCUACAAAUAAUUUUUCUUUAAUACAAUCAAUAACAUGCCAGAAGCCAGUUUUCUCAUCAUUGUAUGAAGCUUUUUUUUUUUUAAACAUAUAUAUGAGGGGGUGGGGGGCUCCCAGCCACCCGGCAUAGGCCGAUCACGAGGCCGAGACACACAGCGGACACCGAAGAAGCCCCACAAUCCCCACAGACGCCGGGGCACGUCCCCCUCACCCCAACGACGACCGCCCAAGGCAGCAAUGCCCCCCCCAGCACAGGUAGCCACCCCCCACCCAAGCAGAGGCCAGCCCCCCGAUGUGAAAAGCUCCAGGCUCAGCCCACACUGGAAUGGUCCGGAGAACCGCUCAAGGCAAGUGGUCGCCACCCAGGCCAUUCUCAACCACCCCACCCGCUGCCACAAGGUAACACCCCGUAAACCACCAAAGUCCCCACCAGGCCAGGGACAGAGCUCCGCGGUGACACCCCCCCCCCUGACUGCCCACCAACCAAAGGCCACUAGAAGCCCGUAUCCGAGCGACCCCCAGUCAACCCCCAAUUCCAAGAGUUACAAAAUCACCACCCACCCGACCCCACUAGAUAAUGAAGCCUAUAAACGGGGACCAGAGAGAAUGCAUUUCUGCCGAAUGCUGUUUAGUGGAAGCAGACAUAAUAUCUCACUACUUAUAUGAUCUGACAAAAGAUUCCUAAAUUGAUUAAUACCUAGAUUAAAAUUUUCUUUCCAGUUCAUUAGAAUGGUUUUCUUUGCGAUACACAAGGCAGUGUGAGCCAAGUUAGGUUCCAUGUGGAUGUCACCCAGGUGACCUAGUAUGCAUAGUGCUGGGCACACUGGAAUUCUGCAAUUGAGCCAUGUGGAUAAAUAUUCACAUACUUCCAGCCAAAAUGUUCUGCACAGCUGCACAAAACCAUAAAGCAUGCAUAUAAUUAUCAGGGGUGUUCUCUGUGCACUGUGAGCAGAUAUUAGAGGUCGCAAAACCCAUCUGGAACAUCCUUUGUCCUGUUUAAUGUGUUAUGUAAAGAAUGUUGAAUUGUAUAAGUUGCAAGUUUGGAUUCUUGCUCAUGGUGAAAGUAUUUAAACAUAUUCGUGACCAAAAAAUUUGAUUAGUGUUAAGAGAUAAGUCAGCCUCCCAUUUUGAGAUCAGAAGAGUGACUGAGUUAUCUAUUUUGAACAUUGAUCUGUAUAGUUUUGAUGGUAAUUUGAGGGUGUUUAGAUUAAGUUGGGAAGUUGCAGAUCCGGUUGGUUGAGUUUAUAUUUUUUACUUAUUAUGGACUUGAGUUGUUCUAAAAAUGUGUUACUGCUCAUCCCAUAUUGAACAGUGAGUGUGUUAAAAGGUACAACAUUUUAUGAUUAUAUGUUGUAAAUACUUCAUUCCUUGGUCUCUCCCCAGAGUGAAGUUUACUGUCUAUUUAUUAUUUUUCAGAAUGUCUGGAUUGUCAGAAUGUCUCUACAAAUAAACUUACCUCAGCUUGCUUCAUUUGCAUUUGUCAGGCUCUGUUUUUCAGAACAUUCAGAAGUGAAGAGCUCGAGUAAUCUUCAGCUCUUCUUUAUCUCAACUCUGGUCUU
Molecule: messenger RNA, 5697 nt
Organism: Cololabis saira (Pacific saury)
Lineage: Eukaryota; Metazoa; Chordata; Actinopteri; Beloniformes; Belonidae
Gene: slc26a6.1
Product: solute carrier family 26 member 6
Exons: 18
Coding region: 216-2234 (672 amino acids)
Biological process (GO): transmembrane transport
Cellular component (GO): membrane
Molecular function (GO): oxalate transmembrane transporter activity; secondary active sulfate transmembrane transporter activity; bicarbonate transmembrane transporter activity
Source: RefSeq, a predicted model, not a curated record